Messenger RNA from Melampsora larici-populina 98AG31, 1858 nucleotides. RefSeq names its product aspartic peptidase A1. The transcript has 6 exons. Gene Ontology annotation, biological process: proteolysis. Gene Ontology annotation, molecular function: aspartic-type endopeptidase activity. The coding region runs from base 95 to 1660 and encodes 521 amino acids. The record is from RefSeq and is a predicted model, not a curated record. NCBI's taxonomy places the organism in Eukaryota, Fungi, Basidiomycota, Pucciniomycetes, Pucciniales, Melampsoraceae.
GUGAUUUUGAGUACAUUUGAGGUUUCUUUUCUGAUUUCCUUGGUUUAUCGAUUUCUUGGUCUGUUUCAAUUAUAUCCUACUUAUCUUUUCCACAAUGGCCCUCCAGUCAUAUACAUCUGAAGUUCGAUUGACAUUAGUUAACACCGAUGCAGAACUUCAACUCGGCAAAUCGAUUGCACGUUAUGGAUUAUUUGAUUUUUUAGAUAGUGAUAGAUCUAACUCAAAUCUUUUAUCAAUCGUAGAAUCACAUCUUCCCAUAGAUAUAAAAGAUAAAGUAGUAGAUUUAAUUUCAAAACGACAAGUUCAAUCAAAGCAAUCAAAGCAAUCUAGUAGUACUAGUAGUAAUGGUAAUGGAUGGAAAAAAGAUUUACUUCGAAGGAUUUCAUUUAUCUUACCAAACUUACCAAAUCCGAUUCAAACUAUUGGAUCUGUUUUAGGAUUACAAGCAACUGUUCUGCUUAAUAGUUUAAAGAUUUUAGGAUCUCAUGAUAUUUGUACUGAUUCAAGUUGGGGUUCAACAACAGUGAAGACUAAAAGUUUUCAUGGUGAUUUAGCAUGGUCAACUAGAGUUUCAAUCGGUUCACCACCACAAGACUUUCAUCUAAACAUCGAUUCAGGUUCAGCCGAUCUAUUUCUAUUCUCACCAAACUGUACAACCUGUUCACUUUCAAACCACACAGCCUAUCAUCCAAACCAAUCCAAUACAUUUACAUGUCUUGAUGAUCCCAAAGAGUUUUCUCAAAGCUUUGGUGAUGGAUCAACUCUCAAAGGUAAUCUUGCUUCAGAUAUCGUCACUUUAGGUAACUCAAUUCGAGUCAAAAAUCAAAGUUUUGGUUUAGCUACUAAGAUUUCUUCAGAUUGGAAUCUUUUACCUAUUGAUGGUUUAAUGGGUAUCGGUCCUGAAAGUCUUACAAUCUUUAAUGGUACCAACUCAACUGGUUUCUUUCGUCAAUUGGUUAAUAGUCAAAUGCUUGCUUUACCUAUCAUUGGGAUUGCGUUUGUGAGUCCUAGAAAUGGUGAUCAUUUACCUAGUACUACUGCUGGUGAAUUUACUUUUGGAGGUGUGAGUGAGAAAUGGAUUAGAGGUGGAUUUGGAAAUUUAGCUUGGAAAAAUGUUACAAGUACGAAUUUUUGGGGAGUGGCUUUAACUGGUAUCUUUGUCAAUGGAAACAAUGUCAUGUCAUCACAAGAUACACCUCGCGCAAUCAUAGACACUGGUACCUCAUUGACAAUAGUCUCAACACCUAUUGCAGCAGCAAUCCACCAAAGCAUUCCAGGAGCAAUCAUGAAUGAAUCAAAUGGGAUAUGGAAAGUACCAUGUACGAUCCAAAACCAAGAAACCGUUCAAGAAUCUUACAUUUCAAAUCAUUCUAUAAACCAAACCUUGACUUCAUCAUCACCUAAUAUAUUUUUUGAAUUCGGGAUCGGAAGUGCUCAAUUCGGGAUUCCUGCUGAAUCUUUGGCUUACCAAGAAGUCACCAAAGAUUCUAGAUUAUCCAUUGAUGGGUUAUGUUAUAGUGGUAUUCAAGCUGGAAGUAAUGAGUUUGUGGUCUUGGGUGAUACUUUUAUAAAGAAUCAAUAUCUUGCUCUACGUUAUGAUGCUAACGGACAAAGAUCAGUUGGACUAGGAAAACGUACUGAUUUACCUACUUUCACUUAACUUGUGUUUAUGAUUCAUACAUAAAACUGUUGACAUUUGGGUUUACUUUUGACUUUGUAAUUUAAUUGAUGGACUUGAUUUCUUUUUCCUUUUUCGAAUUAUACUCAUGUGAUCAUAUAUAUAUGCUCAGUUUUGAUUUAUCAACAUACAUUUUUUUUGGGUUGUUUUGGGAAAGAAAUUUUUUAUCACAUUUCAGUC